Pteropus alecto (black flying fox) is the source of this 6691-nucleotide messenger RNA. RefSeq names its product zona pellucida glycoprotein 1 (gene ZP1). The transcript has 12 exons. NCBI's taxonomy places the organism in Eukaryota, Metazoa, Chordata, Mammalia, Chiroptera, Pteropodidae. Gene Ontology annotation, molecular function: acrosin binding; structural constituent of egg coat. The record is from RefSeq and is a predicted model, not a curated record. Gene Ontology annotation, biological process: binding of sperm to zona pellucida; prevention of polyspermy. Gene Ontology annotation, cellular component: egg coat. Bases 1 to 1821 code for a protein of 606 amino acids.
AUGGCCUGGGAUCACUGCGUGGCCGUGCUGCUGGUUCUGGCCACUCUGGGGCUGGGUCAGCCACCACACCCUCAGCCUAGUCUCCCAGGCCUGUGGCACAGCUAUGACUGUGGGGUCAAGGGCAUGCAGCUGCUGGUGUUCCCCCAGUCAGGACAGACUAUUCGCUUCAAGGUGGUGGAUGAAUUUGGAAACAGAUUCGAAGUGAACAACUGCUCCAUCUGCUACCACUGGGUCACAGCCAAGCCCCAGGAGCUUGCGGUCUUCUCAGCCGACUACAAAGGCUGCCACGUGCUGGAGAAGGACGGGCGCUCCCACCUUACAGUGUUCAUAGAAGCUGUGCUGCCCGAUGGUCGUGUCGAUGUAGCACAAGAUGUCACUCUGGUCUGUCCCAAACCUGACCACACCUGGACUCUGGCCGGCCACCUGGUGCCACCCACCACAUUCUCACUUUCUACCCCUCCUCGUCGUCCCCUCCGUCCCUCCCCAGAGCACAGCUUUGUCCAUCCAACCCCCACCUCACCAUCCCUCAGAUCUGGACCCACCCACCCCACCCUGGCUCGCCCCCAGUGGGGCACCUUGGAGUACUGGGAGGUGGACCAGCCAGUUUACACAGGGACCCAUCUGACUCCGGAGCAGUGCCAGGUGGCCUCUGGGCACAUCCCCUGCACAGCGAGAAGAAGUUCGAAGGAAGCCUGUCAGCAAGCGGGCUGCUGCUAUGACAACACCAGAGAAGUUCCCUGUUACUAUAGCAACACAGCCACUGUCCAGUGCUUCAGAAAUGGCCAUUUCAUCUUGGUGGUGUCCCAAGAAACAGCCUUGGCACACAGGAUCACGCUGGCCAACAUCCACCUGGCCUACGCCCCUACCAGCUGCUCCCCGACCCAGGAAAUGGGGUCCUUCAUAGUCUUCCACUUUCCUCUCACCCGCUGUGGCACUACAGCCCAGGUGGUUGGCAACCAGCUCGUCUAUGAGAACCAGCUAGUGUCCGCCAUCGAUGUCCGAGUGGGGCCGCGAGGUUCCGUCACACGGGACGGCACUUUCCGGCUUAAUGUUCGCUGUAUCUUCAAUGCCAGUGACUUCCUGCCCCUCCAGGCAUCCAUCUUCCCACCCCCUUCACCGGCACCGGUGACCCAGUCUGGCCCCCUGCGGUUCGAGCUGCUGAUCGCCAAGGAUGAGACUUUCCGCUCCUACUACCGGGAGGAGGACUACCCGAUCGUGAGGCUGCUCCGGGUGCCCAUCCCGGUGGAGGUCCGGCUCCUGCAGAGGACAGACCCCAGUCUGGUCCUAGUGCUGCAUCGGUGCUGGGCUGCCCCCAGCGUAAACCCCUUCCAGCAGCCCCAGUGGCCCAUCCUGUCUGAGGGGUGUCCUUUCGAGGGUGACAGCUACAGGACCCGAAUGGUGGCCUCGGACAGGGCUGAUCUACCCUUCCCAACUCACUACCAGCGCUUCACGGUUGCCGCCUUCGCCUUCCUGGACUCUGGCUCCCAGAGGGCCCUCAGGGGACCGGUUUACUUCUUCUGCAGCGCCUCUGCCUGCUCCCCCUCAGGGCCGGAGACUUGCUCAGCUACCUGUGGCUCUGGGACCGCAAGACGCCAACGCUCCCCAGGUCACAAUGACACUGCCACACCCCAGCACAUCGUGAGCUCUCCGGGGCCAGUGGGCUUUGAGGAUUCUCACAGCCAGGAACCCACAAUGGGGGCCUCAGGCUCCACCAGGAACUCCAACCCGAGGCCUCUCCUCUGGGCGGUCCUUUUGCUGCUGGCUGUUGCCCUGGUCCUCGGGGGCAGUGUCUUCAUGGGCCUGAGCCAGACCAAGGCCUAGAGGCUCCAGGAAGGCAACAGAGUGUGAACGGUUUAAUAAACCACGGUUUCCAGGCUACCGAUGGCAGGUGUGGAAAGCUCUUUGUGAUGCGCAGGACGGAAUUCUUUUAGAAGCUUGUUCCUUUCAGAACUGUGGCCUCUGUUAGAAAUCCCAUGUGGAGUGCAGUGUCUCCCAGGACUGAAUUUGGGAGGCUCCGCCUCUUGGUGAGGGAGGGCGGCAUUUCAAGCAGAGAACAGGGCAAGAGAAGGUAGAGGAAGGUGAAUCACAGCAGAAUCAUGCCCUGCAAGAGCUGGGAAUCGGGAACCUGGCAGGGCUAAUGGCCUGUGAGGGCCUGUCACCUUCCCGCAGACGCAGAGUUCCAGCUAGGUGCCUUCAAAGCACACUGCUCGGCUGCCAUCGUGGAUAAGGGGAACUCGGAGUUCCCGGGCCCAAAAGAACUGAACCCAACUUGAAGGAGCUCCUCCCAGCCUCCCAUUGAAGGAUGUGGAGCCACUUUUCCGAUCACCAGUCCCCUUUCCCCCCUCAACAUCCCAGGACUAGUCCACGUAGCAAUGGUAGGCACAGGAUGAACAGCAGCAGCCUAUUGGCCCUGAUGCUGCCUGCCACAGUGAGCACGGUCACCAGAUAUGUCAGUGCCAGUGCUGGCUGUGCUGCUGGCUUUUGUUUGCCCAUGGGUGACAUGGCUUUAUCUCUGACUUGGCAGCGAAGCCCUUCCCAGACUGACAUAGAAAUAUUCCAGGCUGGGAACAAAGCAGGGGAGGGUGAAGGGUUAAGCCUCUGGGGGACAGAGAAUAACCUGGCAGGGAAACCAGAACUUGGCUUCAGACAUUCUUCUGGGCCUUUGCUGAGAUGACCGGCACAAAGGGCACUGUACUGCUAAGGCCAGGCCCAUGGCCUUGACACUGUGCAGGGCUUCCCUUGCUCAGGCCUACUCCAUUUUUCUUGUCUUCAGGAUACUGGUCAACUAUGGGGACUCCAGAGUUACACCCUGGCUCUGUCUCUUACUAGCUGUGUGAUACUGAGUACGGACUCUGUCUGGGCCUCACUUUCUACAUCUGUAAAAUGGGAAUAAUACCUAUCCUCACAGGGGUGUUAAAAAGUUACUAGAUAAGGAUCCUUAGAAUAGUACAGAAGUUCGCCGACAUUUACUGAAUGCUAUUGGCAGCUAGAAUUUUCUUUUCUUACACCCCAAACUUAAACCUUUUUUUUUCUGGAGGACAAGCUUACAGCCCAAGGUAGGAGGGGCUGGAGGGAACCACUGCCUUCAGGCUUUUCCAGCUGGGAGCAGCAGAACAGGACACGUGGGCGGGAAGAUCCAAACACUGGCUAGGGACCGUCUUCCCCUCUGUGGCUAGGGACGAGGGUUCUGUCCAGCUUCCCGGCUUGCACAGAGGCUACAGGAUACACUCUUCGGGGUUAAUGGAGUAAGUGAGGGGUCCUGGCUUGGAUGCUGUUUGGAGGAACCAGGCUGGCUUGCUCUCAGGGGUCAGGGAUCUAGUUCCAACCAGUGUUAACUCUUCCUUCUCACCACUGCCUUCACCCUACGAGCUCAGUAUAAGCAUUUCAAACAGCAUGGAACGCUGCGUCCACGGAUGGUAUCUAGUGGUGUUUAAACAGAACGUGAUUCUAUAGAUGCCGAUGGGAAUCGCACCGUAUGACUAACUUUUCUCUGUUUUUUUAAACACCGACAUCUCAUGUUAUCAUUUUUAAUAGAUGCAUUCUCUUCCACAUUGUGGUUGAACUACAAAUUUGAUCUUUUUGUUAGAAACUAAGUCACAAUCAUGUAACUCAUUCUGUUCACUAUUUUGUUGGAAGAAACUUAGAACUGCUGGGUCAAAAGCUAUGCCCCUUCCGACCAUCAGGCUCUGGGACAGUAUACGUGCCUGUCCCCCACAGCCUGGCCACCACAGAUCCUAUCAUGCUAAGUAUUUGCCUACCUGAGUGUCAUAUGGCAAAUAGCAUUGCUGAUUUAAAACUGACCUCUUUGAUUAGAAGCCCCUUUAAUAUCUAAGCCCCUGAAGCAUCUUUAUAGCGACUUGUCUUAUAAAUUGCCUCUUUGUGUCUUUUACCUACUCUCCCAAAUGUUUCCUUCCUUGUCUAGAAAGAGCUUUCAUUAGGCAAGGGGUCAACAUCCAUCUUAUUUCCCAUUGAAAGGGCCACUGGUUUUUCUUUGUGGGGUUCUUCCAAUUUGCUAUUUAAGAGAAUUAUAUAACAAUGAAUAUUUUCUCCAUAUUUUUAUCUUCGAAUAUGACAAAGACCUUCCCCUACCCUAUAUAAUCUUAAAAGUAUCCAUUUACUUUUUCUGUGACAGAGCAGUGUGUCUCUCCUACUGUCAAGUGUAUAAGACUUUUGAUGGGUAACUUUGACAAUCGAUACUUAAAUUGUACGUAGAUUUUCACAAUACUUCUAUGUCGAAGAAUCGUCUGCAGAAACGGAUAUACAAAACGCAUGAACAGUGAAGGCCACCGCUGCACCAGGGUCCCCAUUCUCUCCCCAGAGGGAAGCAAUACAAGCUCUGACUUCCUUAGAAAGCAAAAUCUAGCCCCAAUCUUGUCCAACUUAAACUUCGUCCUUCCCCUAAAACCACCUCCUGGCAUGAGCAGGCACCUGAACCCUGACAACAGUUGAGUCAGACCUGAUGCGGGUGAUAACCGACCAUUUUUGCUGACCCGUGGCAGGAAGCAGGCCUGUUACAGGGGCCUGUCAAGUUUUCUCUCUUCCUGUCCUUUUAUUUAGGGAGGAGGCAGGGGCAGUGGCUCCUCCAUAAGACCCAAGGGACUCCCCGCCCCGGCUCCUCCUACUUACAACACAAUGAUUGAGAUCAAAUUGAUGUUGAGGUGCUUUGCCUUAAAUAAAUAGCGUACUUCAGCCCAAGAGUAAAAUUUAACUCCUUCAAGUGUGGCUCCAUGCCCAGACAUUUCUAUGAGGGCAUGUCACAUAAAAGUGCCACUUCUCGUCCAGCAAUAGUUGUGGGCAGGCUAGUGUGACUACAGUGCCCCCAGGUGGCCACCUUGGUCAGUGCUCCAAGGCCGAGCACAACAUGUAGCCACCCCCUCAUCUUCACAAGGGAGGGACAUGCAGCUUGGGAACUGGGUCCUGAAGCACAGGUCCAGGCACAGAUCCUCAAAGCGCUCAAGUUCCCGUGGGAAACAAUACGUGCUGAUUACACCUCCAGGUGACUUCCUUUUGGACACCUGGGACUACUUGCUGCUCUUGGACCCUAAACACAAACCUCAUUAGCCUGACAAUAUGGGUCCAGAAAAGGUGAGCCCUUUAGAACCAACUGAGACCCUCUUCCGAAAGGCUCAUGUACAAGGCACCACAGCCUGGAGUUACGGCAGGCAGGGGGUGCCAGUUCCCCCGUCCAUUUUGGCUGAAAUAACCAACCAUCUGUCAUCCCCUUGCUCUUACAUACUAAGAUACAGAGCAGGGGCUUCGGACGGAGCCAUAGGGGUGAGCCUAUGUCUCUGCCACUCAGCAGCAGUGUGACAUAGGUAAAAAGGGGAAUGACAGCAGUGAGUACAAGGUCCCACCCUCACCUCCACAUUAACAUGGUUACAGGUGUACCAGAGCCAUGAACCACAGGCUAAGCAUGCUCAGUCACUUGGCAGGGCAGGGACAGGCACCAGAGGCUUCCUAGAGGAGUUAGUGUGUCUCUGGGGAGGGAGACCCCAUAUAGUAGAAGUAGAAAUAGUAGUAGCGACAGUAGUAACAGAAAUAUCGCUAGCGAUAAAAGUAUUUAGCAAUAGAAGUAGUAGCAAUAGUAGUAAUAGUAGUAGUAAUAACGGAAGUAUUAGUAGUGGUAAAAGGAUUAGUAGUAACAAAAGUCGUAGCAGUAAUAUCAGUAGCAGCAAUUAAAAAUACAUAGCAUUUACGUGCAGCCACUGUUGUAAGCGCUUCUCACAUGCUAAUUCACUCAGCCCUUACAAUAGCCCCAGUAAGUACAAUUUCCCCAUCUUAUAGAUGAAGAAACUGAACAGAGGGAAGUUAAGUAAUCGGCCCAAGGCCCCACACUACGGAAUGCCAGAGCCAGAUUCAAAGCCAGGAGUCCGUGUCCAGAGUCCACGGCUCGCCUUCCACCCUGGCCUUGAAGGAAGAGGCAUGAGGCCCACAGGGCUGCAAGAAAGAUGUGCGCAGCUGCCGGGCCGCUGAAAGCAGGUUGCCUCCAGAAUGGAAUGAGAAAAGGUCUGGAGUAGCCAGCACACCGCCCUUCUGAUGAGUGGACAGAUGGCGGGACAGAGAUGGAAGCAUUUCAGAGCCUCAGGACCCAAACAUUAGGCUCCCAGAGCGUGGGACGGCAGGCCCCCCGUUUCCUAGGGCAGAGGUUUGGAGCGGACUGGCGUGGCGUGUGAUUACAGACCCUCUGAGAUGUAUUCUGUUCCCCUCCCAGCCCCACAGAAAACGCAGAUGUAGGGACACGCCACACGCUCCACACAAUUCAAAGGUGACCGCAGUGCCACUAAUGACCCACGGAUCCCAAAACCCCUGUACUCAUCUCCUUAGUUUUCCUACACGAGGCAGGCCUGAAGACUGCACACCAACAUCCAGCCGGAAACCAUUAGCUACAUGGCUGAAUGCUGUGUAGCCCUGGGGUGCCACACAGCCCCAAGAUGCUCCUCGUGCCCUCAACCCUCACCCCACCUGGAAUGAUGCUGCUCUACCCGCAAAACACAGCUGUCAGCCCAUCCUUCACUCAGCAGUUUCCCUUACUCCCGAAAUUUGUCCUGGCUCAGGAGAAUUGCAUCAUGGGUCUUUUCUUAUAAAAGAAUCAUCACACUUUUCAAAUCUAAGAAAUAAAUACAACAAAUUGGCUGAGGAUAUAUAAGACAAAUAUAUUCCUACGCUGAGCCAUGCCUUCAAACUGCCUCAU